AUGCAAAACAAACAAGAUGACCAAUUGCUGCAGGAUCAGUUGAGAAACGGUGCAAGUGACUUGGCUGUGAUGAUUUUGUCAUUACAAAGUACGAUGGUGCAAAGUUUACAGCAGGCCGCGUUAUUGCCGGUGAAUUCUCCGGCCGCAACCGCCUUGAAUCUGCAAGCUUUGGAGUCUUAUAUUGCUUUACAGCGAUUGAGUACGUCUUCCAAAGCCGUUUUGGGAGACACAUCUACUGAAGAUGCGGAAGAAGAUGAAGCUUUGGGUUCGCUGGACGAAGACUUUUCUUCGCUCGAAGAAGGCCAUCUGCCCAAUUUUGAUGCAAUCGCAGUGCCGGAUUCUAGUGAGAAAGAACAAAGCCCGGCUCCUCAAGAUGAUGCUAGUGCCACCAGUAGACUGCUUGAGAAUAGUGUUGUAGCUGAUAAAACAGCAGUGAGCAGUGCUACAUCGACUGUGUCAACUGGCGCCAGACCCAAAAAACAGUUUAUCUGCAAAUUCUGUAAUCGACAGUUCACCAAAUCGUAUAACCUGUUGAUACACGAACGCACGCAUACAGACGAGAGACCUUACUCCUGUGACAUAUGCGGCAAGGCAUUCCGUAGGCAAGACCAUCUCAGAGAUCAUAGAUACAUCCACUCGAAAGAAAAGCCGUUCAAAUGCACGGAAUGCGGCAAAGGUUUCUGCCAAUCGCGGACUCUGGCGGUGCACAAGAUUUUGCACAUGGAAGAAUCGCCACACAAAUGCCCCGUCUGCAGUAGAAGUUUUAAUCAGAGGUCCAAUCUUAAAACUCAUUUAUUAACGCACACCGAUAUUAAACCUUACAAUUGUACGGCUUGCGGUAAAGUAUUUCGACGAAAUUGUGAUCUAAGGAGACAUAGUUUGACGCAUAAUCUGACCGCCGCGUCAAGUAGCGGCGCAUCAUCUUCCACCGCCUCAGCCGAACUUCCGGAAAACGAUUCUGAAAAUCCAGACAGAUUUUCUAUGGAAGAACUUUUGCAGACUGCCACGGCGAAGUGAUAUGCGCCUUGU
This is a messenger RNA of Ctenocephalides felis (cat flea), 1029 nucleotides long. RefSeq names its product protein sister of odd and bowel-like. The record is from RefSeq and is a predicted model, not a curated record. Gene Ontology annotation, biological process: embryonic pattern specification; embryo development; embryonic hindgut morphogenesis. The transcript is spliced from 2 exons. NCBI's taxonomy places the organism in Eukaryota, Metazoa, Arthropoda, Insecta, Siphonaptera, Pulicidae. The coding region runs from base 1 to 1017 and encodes 338 amino acids. Gene Ontology annotation, molecular function: RNA polymerase II transcription regulatory region sequence-specific DNA binding; DNA-binding transcription factor activity, RNA polymerase II-specific. Gene Ontology annotation, cellular component: nucleus.